AUGAUAGGCCAAAUUAAACAUGUUUCAUGUCGUUCUCGGUCAAUUUUGUUCAAAGUUCUUGCCGAUACUUUAGGUCUUGAUGGUAGGCUCAUGGUGGUUUUACCUAGAGGAGUAACGGAACGAGCAGAUUCAUUUAAGCAAAUGUCCAUAGUUGUUUUGAAUUCUGUAGAACUCCUGGUUGAUCUUGUGCAUUUUCUGGGCAAGCUGAUACGAAGCUCUGCAGCGGCACUUUUUCUCACUCGUCUCUACUGCCGGAAGAAAGUCAUUGCUGAACAAAGGACAGCCAGUUCAAGUCCCGAGCAUUAUUUCUUUCGAGGACAUGGGGGAUCUUUGCUUUGUGGUUGCAGAGUUUCCUCCGGAGAGGACUACAAUGACCUCAAUGCAUCAAGAGUAGGACUAAGUACCUUCUUUUGGAUAAGUGCAUCUUUGACAUCUGCGACUGGAAAAAAUGUGUCUGCUGGUACAUAUCCCAUGGAUGCCUGUAUGCGAAGACGGAGUUGUAUUAGCAUGAUACCAGAGAUUGGUGAUGAUACUGGGCCUGUCGAACGAUGA
This is a messenger RNA of Fraxinus pennsylvanica, 552 nucleotides long. The record is from the annotation of a GenBank genome assembly. Lineage: Eukaryota; Viridiplantae; Streptophyta; Magnoliopsida; Lamiales; Oleaceae.